Molecule: messenger RNA, 709 nt
Organism: Schistosoma guineensis
Lineage: Eukaryota; Metazoa; Platyhelminthes; Trematoda; Strigeidida; Schistosomatidae
Source: the annotation of a GenBank genome assembly
AUGUCAACACCCACUAGAAAGACUAAAAAGCGACACUCCAGCAUAAAUGCUCCUUUCAAAUCUCCAUUAAAAAGGAUCAAUGAAAGUAACAGUUUUACCGAUCCUACCAUUAACAAUCAAAACAAUGAAAUUAAUGAACAACCAGAUGUUAUUAGAAGUCAAUUAAACCUAAAUGAUACUAAUAAACAAACUAGUUCAUUCCACACUGAGCUGCAACACCUCGGGAAAGAGAAUAUUCACAUUGCUAAAGUUAGCAUUGAUGAUGUCAACGACAACGAGGACAACGACGACUUGGAUGACAACAGUAAAAUAGAAAAUUGUAUUAACAAACUGUUAUCAAAGCGACCAAAUCAAAGUUAUAUUGAUUUAGAGUUGGAGUUAGCUAAAUGUCGUAAUCGUUUACAUGCUUACAAUGAGGCCAAAGAUUCAUGUGUAAUACUAUUUGGUCUGUUAGCAAACAAUCGAGGUUGUCUGGUCCGAGAAUUGUAUUCUGAAUUCGAUUUGAAUCUGGACGACUAGAGACUAUUAGUUUUCGUUGUUUUUAUUUUGCUGUCUUUUUUGUUAAGAUGAAGCGUAUACCAAAUCAGAAAGCCGAUUUGUAUUGUUUCACCUUGCUUGUACAUAAAUUGUUUCAGAGAUUGAGUUUAAAAUUUAUGACAGCUCUAUUAAUAUGAUUAUUGUUAUUAUUAAUUCUAAUGUACACACGGUC